Molecule: messenger RNA, 1830 nt
Organism: Marchantia polymorpha subsp. ruderalis
Lineage: Eukaryota; Viridiplantae; Streptophyta; Marchantiopsida; Marchantiales; Marchantiaceae
Source: the annotation of a GenBank genome assembly
AGCGAAACAGAAUUCGAACAGGUAUUUCUAGAACAACAGGAGCACCUCUGGUUAGAUGAGAAAGUGCAGAACUCUAAAUCCGGUCAUGACAGUCUUUUGCACUCAUCAAACCACGAAUCAAUAUGACGGAACUCAGUCUGACAGAUUAUAAUUUCCGCUAGUGCUUUGUUGGUACACUUUACGUGAGAAAUGAACAAGAUCCGGAGUUCGAACGUGAUAUAUAAGCAGCUGUAAGUCGUCGAUUCCGGAUCUUUCUGACACCAUCCUCAAAUCUGGUGUGCAGAACAAACGUCAAGUGGAGGUAAGCAAGAACUGAGCCAAGCCUUUGAAAGACCAAAAAGCAAACACUUCAUUCAUUCUUCAGUGAGGAAUGUAUGAUGAUUAAAUAUCUAGCCGUAAGUCGUGGCUCUGUGCAAACAUUCCGAUCGUUUUAGAUGACCUUAUUACCUUUCUAGACAAAUAAAAAGCCUCCUGCAUGGUUUGAAUGAGGGUUGACAUGUACUUGUGUACAUAUUCAAGGUAAAAAUGCUGAGUAAAGAGUAGUUGUAUUGAGUGACUCAAAAUAAGACGGCCUGCAAGCAUGAAAAAUUGUCUGAAACCUUCUGGACUGAACGCAUAAGUGCACAACUUGUAGCACUCAAGUCUAUCAAGUAGAUGAGAAGAAUCACAUAAACGAUUAGAAGUCACAACUGGAUUGUUUCAGUGAAAUAAGCACUUUUUUGGGGACUAGAAGAAAACCUCUUGGAAGUCAUAACGCGAGUUGGAACAAUGAAUCCAUUUUUUUGAAACAGCUCUGUUCGUCGAUGAAGUUGAAUUUAGUACUUGUGAAAGACCGAGCCAGGCGUUAUAUCUGGGCCAGUAGGUAUGAUUGACAACUUCUACCCCCUGCGUGACUUCCAAGAGGUCUUCAAACGAAAAGUUCAAUUUCACGUGCAGGUGUAAUCUUUAGAAAACCAGUUCUCGCUCUUUAUCGAAAGUUCCUCGAUACACCCACGAACAACCAGCUAUGUACUUCGUGAAGGUAAGUACAUCUCUCUAGUAGUCGUCCGAAGUAACCUCUGCAACCUCUGGAUCUUUACUCCAGAUCUGAAGCAAAGACUGUACAGAAAAAUAAAAGACCCUCUGUUCGUACAGACUCAGAAAAAACCUGAUCGAUGGUAUUGAUUGCAACUCAUGCUGGCUAGCGUGUACUAAUGCUGAGUUUCGUGUCAGUAUGGGCAUGAUACCGGUAGGCUGAAGUGGCAGAAAGACAGUACUGCAUCUUGUUGGAAUCUUGUGUACCCUUUGUACAAUACGGUACGAGAAAAGAGAAUCCGGGCUUUGAGGGUACAGUGCAAAACCAGGAUUGCAUGAGACUUCUCAGCUCACUAUUGUCUGAUCAUGUGUUUCGGCCCCUUCAUUCGUCGAGACUGUGGUAUAUCCUCUCUCCCACUAACGAAAUGCUGUUCUUCCAACAUGAGACACUCGUUUGCUUCGUGACCACAGGCAUGAUGAUUUCAGAAAUGAAACUUGAAUCACUGGACGAGCUGCAGGCAGUGAAGGCUGGUCCCAAUAGGUUUGGAGCGUUGAGGGUUGCGUGAAAUAUAAGACAAUAGGACAUUUGGAGAAGAAUAAGAGAGAUGCCUCGAUUGACCGCCAUGCUGAUGGAGAAUCCAUCCCCCACCCCCACUGUUGAGAGGAAUCAUGGAAACACUAGCUGAACAUCGACGCAUUAUACACAUCGAGCGAAAGCAGACUGUGAAGUAACACCACGAACAUACAGUAAGCACCGACAGAAGAUGAAGGGACGGCUACUGUCAAGAGGUCUAACGGUCCAAAUCAAGUUUUGCU